Messenger RNA from Heteronotia binoei (common prickly gecko), 5293 nucleotides. It is a transcript of the gene LRP5, whose product is annotated as LDL receptor related protein 5. The transcript has 23 exons. The record is from RefSeq and is a predicted model, not a curated record. Gene Ontology annotation, biological process: canonical Wnt signaling pathway. Gene Ontology annotation, molecular function: Wnt-protein binding; Wnt receptor activity. Bases 124 to 4968 code for a protein of 1614 amino acids. Lineage: Eukaryota; Metazoa; Chordata; Lepidosauria; Squamata; Gekkonidae.
GAGCGACGGCCCUGCACCGAGGAGGAGGAUCUGGCGAGCGCCUCCCUCGCUGCCAAGCGCGGCGCACACGGAGCAUGGAGCCUGCCUGAGCCACUCCGCGGGCAGCUGCUGCUGCGGCACAACAUGGAGGCGGCGGUGCCGCGGCGGCGGCGGCUGCUGCUGCUCCUGCUGGCCGCCUCGAUGCUUCGAUGCAACUUGGGCUCGGUCGGGGCUUCUCCUCUGUUGCUUUUUGCUAACCGUCGAGAUGUCAGACUGGUGGAUGCUGGAGGAGUGGAGUCUACUAUCGUUGUCAGUGGUUUAGAGGAUGCUGCUGCAGUUGACUUCCUGUAUUCACAAGGUGUCAUUUAUUGGACAGAUGUGAGCGAAGAAGCCAUCAAACAGACGUAUUUUAACCAAAGUGGUAACAUGGUACAGAAUGUCAUUGUUUCAGGCCUGGUUUCCCCAGAUGGACUGGCAUGUGACUGGAUUGGGAGAAAAUUGUACUGGACAGAUUCUGAAACUAAUAGGAUAGAAGUUGCUAAUCUCAAUGGAACAUCUAGAAAAGUUCUCUUUUGGCAAGACCUUGACCAGCCAAGGGCAAUAGCCCUGGAUCCAGCUCAUGGAUAUAUGUAUUGGACAGACUGGGGGGAGACGCCUAGAAUAGAACGUGCUGGAAUGGACAGCAGUGUUCGUGAAAUAAUAGUGGAUUCUGACAUUUACUGGCCUAAUGGACUUACCAUAGAUCUUGAGGAACAGAAGCUUUACUGGGCAGAUGCAAAACUGAGUUUCAUUCACAGAGCAAAUCUGGAUGGCUCCUUCAGGCAAAAGGUUGUGGAAGGUAGUCUGACUCAUCCGUUUGCACUGACACUGGCCGGGGAUACACUCUAUUGGACUGACUGGCAGACUCGCUCUAUUCAUGCGUGCAACAAAAGGACUGGAGAAAAAAGGAGGGAAAUACUGAGUGCACUUUACUCUCCAAUGGACAUCCAGGUUUUGAGUCCUGAUAGGCAACCAUAUUUUCAUACACCCUGUGAAGAUAACAAUGGUGGCUGUUCCCAUUUGUGCCUUUUGUCUCCACGAGACCCUUUUUACAGCUGUAACUGUCCCACUGGAGUCCAGCUAGAAGAAGAUGGCAAGACCUGCAAAGCAGGUGCUGAAGAAGUACUUUUGCUUGCCAGGAGAACAGAUUUACGAAGGAUUUCGUUGGAUAUGCCAGACUUUACUGAUAUUAUUUUGCAGAUAGACAAUAUUAGGCAUGCUAUUGCAAUAGACUAUGAUCCUGUUGAAGGUUAUAUAUACUGGACUGAUGAUGAUGUCAGAGCCAUUCGUCGGGCUUUCCUUGAUGGAUCUGGAGCCCAGACACUUGUGACAACUGAAGUAAAUCACCCUGAUGGAAUAGCAGUGGACUGGGUGGCUAGAAACUUGUACUGGACUGACACUGGAACAGAUCGCAUUGAGGUUACACGGUUGAAUGGGACUUCAAGAAAGAUCUUAAUAUCUGAAAAUUUAGACGAACCCAGAGCAAUAGUACUCAAUCCAGUGAUGGGCUAUAUGUACUGGACAGACUGGGGUGAAAAUCCGAAGAUUGAAUGCGCUUAUCUGGAUGGCUCAGAGAGGAAGGUCUUGGUGAACACUUCUCUAGGGUGGCCUAAUGGUUUGGCACUGGAUCUUGAAGAAAGCAAACUGUAUUGGGGAGAUGCAAAAACUGACAAAAUUGAGGUGAUAAAUAUGGAUGGUACCAUGAGAAAAACUCUAAUUGAAGAUAAGCUUCCACAUAUAUUUGGGUUUACUUUACUUGGAGACUACAUCUAUUGGACAGACUGGCAGAGGCGAAGCAUUGAAAGAGUUCAUAAAAUCCGAGCAAGUAGGGACAUAAUCAUUGAUCAGUUGCCAGACUUGAUGGGCCUUAAAGCAGCAAGUGUCACCAAAGCAGUUGGAACAAAUCCAUGUGCUGAGAACAACGGAGGCUGCAGCCACCUGUGUUUCUUCACACCUCAGGAGUUCAAGUGUGCCUGCCCCAUUGGUUUGGAGCUACUUAGUGAUAUGAAGACUUGCAUCAUUCCAGAAGCCUUCCUUGUCUUCACCAGCAGAGCAGCCAUUCAUAGGAUUUCUCUUGAAACAAACAAUAAUGAUGUAGCUAUUCCUCUUACUGGUGUCAAAGAAGCUUCUGCUCUUGACUUUGAUGUGUCUGACAACAGAAUCUAUUGGACAGAUAUUAGUUUAAAGACGAUAAGCAGGGCUUUCAUGAAUGGAAGUGCUGUUGAGCAUGUGAUUGAAUUUGGAUUGGAUUACCCUGAAGGAAUGGCAGUAGACUGGAUGGGAAAAAACCUUUAUUGGGCAGAUACUGGAACUAACAGAAUUGAAGUGGCACGCCUGGAUGGCUUGUACCGACAAGUUCUUGUGUGGAAGGAUUUAGACAACCCAAGAUCUCUGGCCCUUGACCCAUCUAAAGGGUACAUGUACUGGACAGAAUGGGGAGGCAAACCAAAGAUUGUUCGGGCUUAUAUGGAUGGAACAAACAGCAUCACUCUAGUGGAUAAAGUAGGACGUGCCAAUGAUCUCACUAUUGAUUAUGAAGAUCAAAGACUCUAUUGGACUGACCUGGACACAAGCAUGAUUGAAUCAUCAAAUAUGCUAGGGCAAGAACGGGAAAUAAUAGCAGAUGAUCUACCUCAUCCUUUUGGACUGACUCAGUACAGUGACUUCAUCUACUGGACAGAUUGGAACCUUCACAGUAUAGAAAGAGCUGACAAGACAAAUGGGAGGAACCGUACACUAAUUCAGGGGCGUUUGGAUUUUGUGAUGGACAUAUUGGUCUUUCAUUCUUCACGGCAGGAUGGCUUGAAUGACUGCAUGCAAAAUAAUGGUCACUGUGGACAGUUGUGCCUUGCCAUACCAAAUGGCUAUAGAUGCGGAUGUGCAUCUCACUAUGCCUUGGAACCCAACAGUCGGAACUGCAGCUCACCCAGCAGUUUCUUGCUGUUCAGUCAGAAGACCGCAAUUAGUCGAAUGAUACCAGAUGAUCAGCAGAGUCCAGAUAUCAUCCUUCCUAUUCAUGGUUUAAGAAAUGUCAAGGCUAUCGAUUAUGAUCCCUUGGAUAAAUUGAUCUAUUGGGUGGAUGGACGGCAAAAUAUUAUUAAAAGAGCCAAAGACGAUGGCACUCAGCCUUUCACAAUCAUGAGUACUCCCAAUCAAAGCCAAAAUCCAGAGAAGCAGCCACACGACCUGAGUAUUGAUAUUUACAGCCAUACUUUGUACUGGACCUGUGAAGCCACGAAUACAAUCAAUGUCCACAGACUUAAUGGGGAACAGACUGGGGUGGUGCUUCGGGGAGACCAUGAUAAACCAAGAGCCAUUGUUGUAAAUGCUGAGCGAGGAUAUAUGUAUUUCACCAAUAUGCAAGAACGAGCCCCAAAGAUUGAGCGUGCAGCCCUGGAUGGCACAGAACGAGAGGUGCUCUUCACCACUGGCUUAAUCCGACCAGUUGCUCUAGUGAUUGACAACAAGCUUGGGAAACUCUUUUGGGUGGAUGCAGAUCUCAAACGAAUUGAAAGCUGUGAUUUAUCAGGGGCUAACCGUGUGACGCUACAAGACUCCAACAUUCUUCAGCCGAUGGGGUUGACAGUGUUGGGUAAUCAUCUAUACUGGAUUGACCGUCAACAGCAGAUGAUAGAAAGAGUUGAGAAAACUAAUGGAUAUAUGAGGACCAGAAUACAAGGACGAAUUGCUCACCUGACAGGCAUCCAUGCUGUAGAAGACAUCGACAUGGAGGAAUUCUCCGCACACCCAUGUUCUCGAGAUAAUGGUGGAUGUUCACACAUCUGUAUAGCAAAAGGAGAUGGAACUCCAAGGUGCUCUUGCCCAGUUCACUUGGUACUCCUACAGAACCUCUUAACAUGUGGAGAACCUCCAACAUGCUCUCCAGAUCAGUUCACAUGUGCAACUGGAGAGAUCGACUGCAUCCCCAUGGCAUGGCGAUGUGAUGGAUUCUCUGAAUGCGAUGAUCGGAGUGAUGAGGAUAGUUGUCCAAUAUGUUCAUCAGCCCAGUUUCAGUGUGAGAAAGGGCAGUGCAUUGAUGCUCGGUUGAGAUGUAAUGGAGAAAUAGACUGCCAGGAUAAAUCUGAUGAAGCAGACUGUGACACAAUUUGUCUCCCAAAUCAGUUUCGAUGUGCCAGUGGCCAGUGUAUCCUCACAAAACAGCAAUGUGACUCAUUUCCAGAUUGCAUUGAUGGUUCUGAUGAACUUGCAUGUGCAAAAAGUAAAUCCUCUUCAGAUGAGUCUCAACCCCACAGUAGUGCCAUCGGGCCUGUCAUUGGUAUAAUUUUGUCUCUCUUUGUCAUGGGAGGAAUGUACUUCGUUUGCCAGCGAGUGGUAUGUCAGCGCUAUGCUGGGCCAAAUGGACCUUUCCCACAUGAAUAUGUCAGUGGUACACCUCAUGUCCCUUUAAAUUUUAUUGCUCCAGGAAGUUCUCAACAUGGCACUUUUACAGGUAUUUCAUGUGGAAAAUCUAUGAUUAGCUCCAUGAGCCUCAUGGGAGGAAGCAGUGGUGCCCCUCUUUAUGACAGAAACCAUGUAACGGGGGCCUCCUCUAGUAGCUCGUCCAGCACUAAAGCCACUUUCUAUCCACAGAUACUCAACCCACCACCUUCACCAGCAACUGAUCGCUCCUUGUACAACACAGAAAUGUUCUACUCAUCAAACAUUCCUUCAACAACAAGAUCUUAUAGGCCAUAUCUUAUUAGAGGUAUAGCUCCACCAACAACCCCAUGCAGCACUGAUGUAUGUGACAGUGACUACACCACAAGCAGGUGGAAAGCAAAUAAAUACUACAUAGAUCUAAAUUCAGACUCAGACCCUUAUCCUCCUCCUCCUACACCUCGCAGCCAGUACAUGUCAGCUGAAGAGAGCUGCCCACCAUCUCCUGCCACAGAGCGAAGUUACUUCCACCUCUACCCCCCUCCACCAUCUCCUUGUACAGACUCUUCAUGAUUUCAGCUGAAGGAACUUUCUUUGUAUGUAAAUAUAUUUUAAAUAUGAACAGAUUUUUUUAAGUAUAUAUAUUUUAUGAUCUAAAAUGGGGUGGGAACUUAACAAAUGUGAAUAAAAAUGGGUGGGUCUGGACUGUGAAAAUUGUACAAUGGAAGAAUAUUUAUAAAGCUGUUUUUAACUUAAUAUCCAUUCUUUUGUGCCAUAUUUGCCUUUGCAUCGAAGCCACAAAAUUAAUUUGACCUCCAAAGGAGGUGGUAAUGGGGAUUAUAAUAUUUGGAGCUUUUUGAAGUCACCAUUUUGAUCAGUAAAGGAAAUGUGCUGGGUU